This is a messenger RNA of Aspergillus tanneri, 1236 nucleotides long. RefSeq names its product WD40 repeat domain-containing protein (gene GPB1). Gene Ontology annotation, molecular function: signaling receptor complex adaptor activity; protein binding. Gene Ontology annotation, biological process: G protein-coupled receptor signaling pathway. The record is from RefSeq and is a predicted model, not a curated record. NCBI's taxonomy places the organism in Eukaryota, Fungi, Ascomycota, Eurotiomycetes, Eurotiales, Aspergillaceae. Bases 1 to 1236 code for a protein of 411 amino acids. Gene Ontology annotation, cellular component: cytoplasm; heterotrimeric G-protein complex. The transcript is spliced from 7 exons.
AUGCAUCAAUUACGUCUUGAAGAAGAAGAAGAAGAAGAAGAAGAAGAAGAAGAAGAAGAAGAAGAAGAUGAUGAUGAUGAUGAUGAUGAUGAUGAUGAUAAUGAUGAUAAUGAUAGCAAUGAUAAAGAUGGAAGUUCCCUUGUGCUCGAUCUCUGGGGGGCUCGCUCCGACAUAAUGGCAGCCGAUAUGAGCGGCGAGCAGAUGCAGGCCAAAAUUACCGCGGCCCGGCGCGAGGCGGAAGGCUUGAAGGACAAGAUCAAGCGUAGAAAGGAUGAACUGGCGGACACAACUCUUCGUCAAGUCGCGCAGAGCCAAACAGACACCCUACCCCGGAUCGCAAUGAAGCCCCGACGCACACUCAAGGGACACCUGGCCAAGAUCUAUGCCAUGCAUUGGGCCACCGACCGCCGUCACCUUGUCUCUGCUUCGCAGGAUGGAAAACUCAUUAUCUGGGAUGCUUACACCACAAACAAAAUCCACGCGAUCCCGCUGAGGUCAUCAUGGGUGAUGACCUGUGCUUACUCCCCCAGUGGGAACUACGUUGCCUGUGGUGGUCUGGAUAACAUCUGUUCGAUUUACAAUGUCUCUGCCAAUGAAGGCCCUACUCGUGUCGCGCGCGAGCUUUCCGGACACUCCGGCUAUCUCUCUUGCUGUCGAUUCAUCAAUGAUCGUCGAAUCAUCACGUCGUCGGGAGACAUGACUUGCAUGCUCUGGGAUAUUGAAACGGGCUCAAAAGUCACCGAAUUCGCGGACCAUCUUGGCGACGUCAUGUCCAUCAGCAUCAACCCUACCAAUCAGAAUAUUUUCGUUUCUGGUGCCUGUGAUGCCUUCGCUAAGCUUUGGGAUAUCCGUACCGGAAAGGCUGUCCAGACAUUUGCUGGUCACGAGUCAGAUAUCAACGCCAUCCAGUUCUUCCCCGAUGGAAAUGCUUUUGGUACCGGCUCCGAUGACACCUCAUGCCGUCUGUUUGACAUUCGCGCCGAUCGGGAACUCAACAUCUACCAGAGCGAUCAAAUAUUGUGUGGAAUUACAUCUGUUGCCUUCUCUGUCUCUGGAAGAUUGCUGUUUGCAGGAUACGACGACUUCGAAUGCAAGGUCUGGGAUGUUCUCCGAGGCGACAAGGUCGGUGCUCUGAGUGGCCACGAGAACCGUGUAAGCUGCUUGGGAGUUAGCAAUGAUGGAAUUAGUCUGUGCACUGGAUCUUGGGAUUCGUUGCUCAAGGUCUGGGCCUGGUAA